This is a messenger RNA of Durio zibethinus, 1103 nucleotides long. Its product is annotated as putative calcium-binding protein CML44. The record is from RefSeq and is a predicted model, not a curated record. Gene Ontology annotation, molecular function: calcium ion binding. Lineage: Eukaryota; Viridiplantae; Streptophyta; Magnoliopsida; Malvales; Malvaceae.
AUUGGGAUAUGCUUGAUCUGAUCUAAGCUCAACAGGAAAGAAAUAAAUAGACAAAGAAAAUUCAAUCUCUGAAAAUCAAAAACUGAUAUUUGUUUCCUUCAAGAAUUUUCCAUAGGAAACUUCUUGCGAGCUUCCCUACCCAUUUAUUCUCCAUAAAAUGUAUUCACAAACCGUACAAAACAUUAACUACUUUCUCCAGCCAUUUGCAUAUAUAAAUACUAAGAACCCUUCAUUAUGCUAUCAUCAUAUGUGCAAGAAACACCAAAUUACAAAGCUUCAUAACUUCAUGUUAAUGGUGACUUAUUUCUGUUUGAUAACAUGUCUCCCCUUAGCAAGAACGACUUGCAACGGAUUUUUGAGAAGCUUGACAAGAAUGGUGAUGGGUUGGUCAGCCUAGAGGAGCUCAAUUGGCUCCUGGAGAGAAUUGGAGUCGAGUUUAGGCCGGAGGAGUUGGAGUCCUUAGUUGGGAAGCCAUGUCUCGACUUGGAUGAAUUCUUAUUCUUUUAUGAUUCCAUCUCGAAUCAGAAUGUUGAUGGUGGAAAGAAGAUUGAGGCAGCAGCUGGUGAUCAUGAGGAGGAACUGAUCAUUCAUGGCGAUGAUGAUGAUGAUGACAGUGACCUAGCUAAGGCUUUCAAGGUGUUUGACUUGAAUGGGGAUGGCUUCAUUUCUUGUGAGGAGCUUCAAAGCGUGUUGGGUAGACUUGGUUUAUGGGAUGAAAGCAGUGGCAAAGAUUGCAGAAACAUGAUUUGCUUCUACGACACCAACUCCGACGGCAUGGUUGAUUUUGAAGAAUUCAAAAACAUGAUGUUACACACCAUUUAAGCUUCAUACCAAAUCCCAUUUAAGCUGUUACCCCUUGUAAAAUACCAUUAAUUAUAGAAAUAGAAUGUCCAUAUCAUUUCCUUUUUUUUUUUUUUUUAUGUAAUAGAUAUAUUCUGAGUAGAACAAUUGCCGGUAUUGUCUCUUUUCCUUCUUUCUUUCUUUUUAUGCUUAUGUCUUUAUAUGGUCUACUUGGUCCAAACAAAAGGUAAAAGUACCGGACACAGAAUAAAAGGACGGUAGCUGCGCGUUCCAAACGAGUACCAUAUAGAUAAACUUUCUUA